Messenger RNA from Pseudoliparis swirei, 2049 nucleotides. It is a transcript of the gene hdac1, whose product is annotated as histone deacetylase 1. The transcript has 12 exons. NCBI's taxonomy places the organism in Eukaryota, Metazoa, Chordata, Actinopteri, Perciformes, Liparidae. The record is from RefSeq and is a predicted model, not a curated record. Bases 46 to 1494 code for a protein of 482 amino acids. Gene Ontology annotation, molecular function: histone deacetylase activity.
GGUGCACGAGAAGGAGCCGUGUUGGUCACUAAACAGUGGAGUAAAAUGGCGCUUCUUCAAGGAACAAAGAAGAAAGUUUGCUAUUACUACGACGGGGAUGUGGGGAACUACUACUACGGCCAGGGCCAUCCCAUGAAACCCCACCGGAUCCGCAUGACGCACAACCUCCUUCUCAACUAUGGACUGUACAGGAAAAUGGAGAUUUACAGGCCACACAAAGCCAGCGGAGAGGAGAUGACUAAAUACCACAGCGACGACUACAUCAAGUUCCUGAGGUCCAUCCGACCGGACAACAUGUCCGAGUACAGCAAGCAGAUGCAGCGGUUCAACGUCGGAGAAGACUGUCCGGUGUUCGAUGGCCUGUUUGAGUUCUGCCAGCUCUCAGCAGGAGGCUCUGUCGCUGGGGCGUUGAAGUUGAACAAGCAGCAGACGGACAUCGCCAUCAACUGGGCCGGCGGACUCCACCACGCCAAGAAGUCCGAGGCCUCUGGGUUCUGCUACGUCAACGACAUCGUGCUGGCCAUCCUCGAGCUGCUCAAGUACCACCAGAGGGUUGUGUACAUAGACAUCGACAUCCAUCACGGCGAUGGCGUGGAGGAGGCCUUCUACACCACCGACCGGGUCAUGACCGUCUCCUUCCACAAGUACGGGGAGUACUUCCCCGGCACCGGAGACCUGAGGGACAUCGGAGCCGGAAAGGGGAAGUACUACGCGGUGAACUACCCGCUCCGAGACGGCAUUGAUGACGAGUCCUAUGAAGCCAUCUUCAAACCCAUCAUGGUUAAAGUGAUGGAGAUGUACCAGCCGAGUGCCGUGGUCCUCCAGUGUGGAGCGGACUCUCUUUCUGGAGACCGACUGGGCUGCUUCAACCUCACCAUCAAAGGCCAUGCCAAAUGCGUGGAGUACAUCAAGAGCUUCAACCUGCCGCUGCUGAUGCUGGGCGGCGGCGGCUACACCAUCCGCAACGUGGCGCGCUGCUGGACCUACGAGACGGCGGUGGCGCUGGACUGCUCCAUCCCCAACGAGCUGCCCUACAACGACUACUUUGAGUACUUUGGGCCCGACUUCAAGCUCCACAUCAGCCCGUCCAACAUGACCAACCAGAACACGACCGAGUACCUGGAGAAGAUCAAGCAGCGGCUGUUCGAGAACCUGCGCAUGCUGCCGCACGCGCCCGGCGUCCAGAUGCAGGCCAUCCCCGAGGACGCGCCGCACCCCGACAGCGCCGACGAAGACGAGGAGGAAACCGACAAGCGCGUGUCCAUCCGGGCUCACGACAAGAGGAUCGCCUGCGAGGAGGAGUUCUCCGACUCCGAGGACGAGGCGGAGGGUCAGGGCGGCGGCCGCAGGAACGCCGCCAACCACAAGAAGGUGAAGCGAGUGAAGAAGGAGGACGAGAAGGAAGCGGAGGAGAAGAAAGAAGUGAAAGAGGAGGAGAAGGAGGAAGAGAAGAUGGACACAUCAGGACCAAAAGAAGAGGUGAAGACGACUUGAAGUGCGAAAGGAAGGAAGGAAAGGUCCCUCUGUCCCCGAUGCUCCCUAGUUCCUGCGCCUGUUUUUCGCUGUAUUAUGAACAUUUGUUACCAACCUCAGUGAAACCCGGCUGAGUGGGCGUGGCCCCCUCCCCCCAUAACCCUAAGCCCCGCCCACCUGGAGCCCCCAGAGGUACAAAACAAAGGACACAAGUCCUCUCGAUGUGAAGCUCUCGAUCGGUCGCCGGUCCCAGAUUUCUGACUUUAGAGCUUGUGAACUAAACUAAAGUCUUUCUGUUAGUUUUUAAACAUCUAUUUAUGAUGAGUACUCAGCAUUCGGCGUGCUGCGUGUGUAGCGUAACCUCGCCUGUACAUACGCUCCUCGCUCGGUAACUUAUUUAACCUUCGUGGACGACCUGCGACAUGUCCGUGUUUUACUUUCUGUCGAGUGGUUGUUGAGGUUUGGACGUGAGCGACUUGUUUUUGGAUAUUUUGUACCCCGUCAUGAAGGCGGCGUGAGUUUAAUCCUCGUGAAAUGUGCAUUAUCAGAACUUUUUAAUAAACAUAUGAAAUUAUC